AUGCCUGGCCACAGCACAGGGGCUCACCAGGUGUCCCGCCACCACAAACACCACAACUCUGGCUCCAGAGCAGAGAAGUACCACCAGGGUCGGACUAUAUCCAGGGAGAGCACGGCCAGCCAAGACUUCCACAAGGAUCAUCAUGUGGAGCAUCAUCUGCACGAGCACCACACUGACCACUCCAGGUAUUCAGACAAGUACAGCCGCAGCAGAGGCCACCCGAGGAAUGGCACAAGCCGGGGCUCAGAGACGAUAGGAUUUAUACCAGGGUCGGCAGACAACACGCCUGCCGGCAGACAUGCCUGCGGCUCCUGUGCCUCUAUGGGCUGGAGCAGCUGUAAGGCUCUUAUCUGCUGUGUACUGACCUGUGGAUUUUAUGGCAGCAAAGAGCCCUGUCUGCCUGUUAAUGAGAGCUCCACAGACCAUCCCCCUAGAGCAGGUACUGAGCCUCACCCUCCUAAUGGCAUGGCUCUUACCAACCCUACUUGUGGUGUCCCUCUGGAGUCCAGGAAGUCUCCUAAAGUUUCAAAGUUGCCUACAAGUGACAGCUUCCGCUAUCCGGAUGUGCGCAUUGCAGGUCAGACCGUUCGCUAUCCAGCUCCUGCCCCUAAACGGACCCGCACGCCUGGCAAGGGGGAAAGCCAGCGACCAAUCAGCAACACCAGCUUGCUAUCCCGUGAGGACUAUGACUUGGACGACCUGAGUGACACGGGCACAGACAUAGACUCUCUGAUUACUAAGAAGCUGCUGGAGCUUUACGCCCUGCACCAGAUUGACCAGCUGGCCAAGUGCACAUCCGACUCCUCUUUUUCCCGCAAGACGAAUGAAAUCAGCGAGCUUAUCUACAGCAUCGCCCAGGACUACAACCUGGAGGAGCAGGAGGCUGAGUGUAAGCUGGUACACGGGGUCAUUCGCAUCAGCACAAGGAAGGGUAAGAAGUACAAGAGCCCCCAUUCCGUGGGACAACAGCGACCUAACGGAAGAAGUGACGGGACUCUUCCGGACAGCGGCAACGAGACCAUGACAAACAUGAGCAGUGACUGUAAGGAUAUCAUGAACAUCUCACAGCAAUAACAACAACACUCAAGUAUUUCACCCAACAUACAAGAUAAACAGAUGUACCGUCUUGUUUCUCUGUAGUGACUCAUAAUGUCUGUUGGAGAGCUUUUGUUAGUCUUCAAGUUUGAACCCUAAUACAGCAGGUAUUUUACAGGCAGUGACCUAAAAAUAAUUGUUAAAUCAAGGGCAAGUUCCAACAGGCACAGGCCAUCUUCUAACGACGUAUUGCACAAUAGCAGAGGUUAGCAGAUGAAUGUUGUGAAUGUCUGCUGAAGAUGCUCAUUUGCUGCUGUUUAUUUUGUCUCCUGCUGCAGUUCCAGAGGUGAAAGUGUCAGAGCAGACACCAUCGGACGAGCUGGCAAGGAAAAUGAGACACUACAGCGGGAGGAGUGAGUGUGCAUUUGGCAAUUUUCCAUCACACCUUCUUUCAGGUCAAAAUAAGUGAACCUAUGAGAAAUUUCGAGUUGAAAACAAUCAAGGAUAAAGCAGAAUCGGGUUGUACAGGUGUGUAAUUAGUGUUGAAAAGUGUCACAUUAUUAAUUAUUCACGGUGCUGAUGGAGUUACAGUCUUUACUGGUCCUUGGCAAUGAAAUGUAAUUACCACCUUGGUGAAUUGGUUUGUGAGACUCUCUCUGUGCAGCCUAUUGUACGUACUGCAGCUGCAGGCAGUUUCUCACCUCCUCUCUACUUUACUUCAACAUACCUCUCUUACGCGAUGAAAGCCCUGCAUUCCUGCCCUUUUCUCUGCGUAUUACAAUCCUCUGCUCAUUAACCGCCUCCUCUCCUCAUCUGCCACCUUACACCCGCUCAUCAGUCUGCCCCUAUUCUCCCCUACAGCUCAGUGGUCAUGAUACACCACCUGAUCGAGUCACAUAAAUAUAUGCCACAGAAUGUCUUGUGCCAUUUCAGUGAUCAACUCUGGUUGAAGAUGGAUUACGGCGCAGAAGCCCCUUUUUUAAAAAGUUGUUGUUCUGCAAGAGGCAGUUAGAGGACAGGGUGUCUUGUUACAUGUCUAUCAAGGAGGGUGCGACGUAUUAUGUUUCCACAACUUUCACAUGGGACCCUGAGGAUGUGGGAAUCAAGUGCAAUACCUCGUGCUUUGAUUUUUUUCAACUUUUGCAUUUUGUUUUCAGUUUGCAGUGCAAUGAAUAAAUACAUUUCUUUUUUUUUUUUUGCAGUGUAUUCCUCCAGCACCGCCACAGCCUACUCAGCUUACCACCACGACACUGAAACAGACUCUUCAGGCGCUCCUCUGCUUCUCUGA
This is a messenger RNA of Xyrichtys novacula (pearly razorfish), 2323 nucleotides long. The record is from the annotation of a GenBank genome assembly. NCBI's taxonomy places the organism in Eukaryota, Metazoa, Chordata, Actinopteri, Labriformes, Labridae.